Molecule: messenger RNA, 3187 nt
Organism: Linum tenue
Lineage: Eukaryota; Viridiplantae; Streptophyta; Magnoliopsida; Malpighiales; Linaceae
Source: the annotation of a GenBank genome assembly
AUGCUCUCUCCAUCAACCCACUCAUCCACCUCCACCAACAAUACCACCAGCAGUCGCACCGAAGAAGACCCAUCAAUUAUCUCCACUCUAUUCGAUACUUCCCGAAAUAAAUCAUCCUAUUCAUUACCAUUUCCAGCUGCCGAAAUCGGAGCCUUCAAUGUCAAAGAAAUCCCCUGCGUCAAAGAGAUCCCCUGUGUCAGACCAGGAAUCACCUGGGGGGGAAGAUACAGAGAAGUUAAUGGAGGGCUACCCAGCAUUAACACCGCCGUCCACCAAUCAAAGAUGCUGGCGAGAGGAAAUAGCCGUAAAGAAGUGGCAAACCCAGAGAUAUUAAUGAAGCCACCGCCCAGACCACCUGAGGAAACGACCAUUAUUCCGCACCUGAAGACAGAGAUAGGUGCAGGCGUGAGAGGAAGAAGGAAGGGAACUCGGCACGAGGUAGAUAUGCUCAGCACAACCAAUAAACCCAGUCACUGCAACCAGAUCUCGGGAAUUAAGACUUCAAUCAUUAAAUCCUUCAAGAGAAGGAAGGUCAGACACCCAGUGCAAGGGCCACGGCGAAUUAAAUCGAGGGCAGUUAAGGAAGGUAAAAGGAAAUCCACCCCCCACAGGCCAUGGAAUCUGGGAAAUACGAUGAUUGCUCUCAAGAAGUGGGACGGGGAGCAGAAGGCGGAGCCAGCUGACAUCCCAACUAUCACACUUUGGGUCCAGAUGCAUGACUUGCCACAGUCGCUUAAAGACGAAGAAUCUAUCCAGGCGGUUGCUGAAUACAUCUUUCCCCACUACUAUGGGAUCGACCAGUCCAAUUUCGAGUUCAGGGGCUGGCUUAAAUUCAUUCGAGCCAAGGUUGAGAAGGAGGACUCCUUUCUCGACAGCCGAAGAAGAACCCUGAAGUUCGAUCAUUCAGAGUAUGUGAGCCCUGCUAGUGAAGGAAGUGGCCUUGCGCUGUGGUGGAAGGAAGAAAUUAGUGUUGUUAUUUUGGAUGCGUGUAAGUCUUAUGUGGAUGUCAGUAUUAAGAAAGAAGGAGUAGAGUUCUUUUGUACCUUCAUCCAUGCUCCUACCACGGUGGUGGAGCGGAGAAUGCUCUGGGAACGACUUACGAACCUAAGAGACAUUCAGGAUGAAAAAUGGCUAGUGAUAGGGGAUCUGAAUGUAGCGUUGGUGCCAAGUGAAAAACAGGGGAGAUGCCCCUUAAGGAAUGAAAAUGUUGCCCCUUUUAAGUAUUUCAUAGAGAGGAACUCUCUGCUGGAUCUUGGGUUCUCGGGUCAGCCAUUUACCUGGACCAAUAAACAACAGGAUGACAACCUAAUCAGGGAGAGGCUUGACAGAGCUAUGUGCACUGCAGCAUGGAGAAUCAGUUUCCCCUCAGCGACAGUGAUUCACGAGGACUUCGUUGAGUCCGACCACUGCCCCAUCAGGCUUGAUCUCAGCCCAAGACGAAGAAGGAUUGCCACCCCUUUCAGGUUUGAUAAAAGAUGGAAAGAGGAAGAAGAAUGCAACCAGAUCAUUUCAGAAGCAGUGGGGGACAGGAGGUCUAUUAAUCAGGUGUUAUCGGAUUGCAAAGAUAACCUCACAAGCUCACCUCAUUCUUCUUCUCCAAACCAUUUAAGCCACCCGGACUGCGGAGCAUUUUUCCUCACUUGCCUGCUUAGUCAGACAACGCCGUCGUUAUCGAGCAUUAGGAAGCCACAAGGGCAGCCCCUCUUGUGCUCGUUGGUCGAUGGGGCAGCUGGGUUUUGCAGCGUAGAAGGGUUUCUUACCUGGGAGAGAGGGAGAGGGAGAAUCAGUGAGACUUUUGGUUGCGGCUCUAGCAGGGAGAGGAAGGGCUUGGUUCAAGAAGAUUUGAAGAAUUUAAGAACACAACUGUACUCGGCUGUUAAAUGUUGUGCUGUCUCUGAACUUCAGGAUUUGAAGAAUUUAAGAACACAACUGUACUCAGCUGCUGAGUACUUUGAGCUAUCUUACACGAAUGAUGACCAGAAGCAAAUAGUGGUGGAAACGUUAAAGGAUUAUGCAAUCAAAGCUCUGGUGAAUACAGUGGAUCAUUUGGGUUCAGUGACGUAUAAGGUUAAUGAUCUCCUGGAUGAAAAAGUAGACGAAGUUACUGGAACAGAGUUUAGAGUGUCCUGUCUUGAACAGAGAUUAAGGACUUGCCAAGAGUAUAUUGAUCAUGAAGGCAUCUCUCAACAGUCACUGGUGAUAAAUACGCCAAAGUACCACAAGCGGUACAUUCUGCCAGGCAAUAAUGCUAAUCUUAUAUCUCUCAAUUCUUUGUCUUCAGUUGGGGAGACAAUGCAAGGUUCCAUCCGCACUAAAGCAAAAUACCAAGGAUGCAGUCUUGACGAUGAAGAUGAUUGGCGCCAAUUUAGUAAUGCUGUUCGAGCUACCAUUAAGGAAACACCACCAGCUUCAGUAAGCAAAGCGAGCACACCAUCACCAUCUCCUCGAAUUCCUCAGCGAUCUUCAACCUUUUCCUUUACAGGCACAGCAUCAAAGAAAGAACAAGAUAAGCGAACGGUUUCACCACACCGUUUCCCUCUUCUGCGCUCUGGUUCUGUGUCAAGUAGACCAACAACACCAGGAGCAAGUAGACCUACUACUCCAAGUGCUGCUUCUGCAGCAAGACGACGGUACCCAUCAGAGCCACGGAAAUCACUGUCGAUGCGAGUCCCAGCCGAGAAAAACUCUAAAGACAUUGAACAAUACCCAAGCAAAAGCAAGCGCAUCCUCAAGGCUUUGCUUAGCCGAAGGAAAUCGAAGAAAGAUGAGAUGCUUUAUACAUACUUGGAUGAAUAUUGAUGGAAAUAGAGAGAAUACCAUUGAUAUAGGGUCAAAGGAUCAAAAGUGUGCACCUGCAACAUGAAGUAUUUUCUUUCGACAGCUUCAAGUGUGGCGGUGUGAAUAUCUGUCUCACAUCUUUAGCUUUCCUUUUUCCUAUGUAAUAUAGAAUCAGUCUGUUCCCCUGCUAUAUAUCAUCAGUGGUCUGCAAAAGAUCAGCGCUGCUUCAUAAUUCAUAUAGUUCUGCAGAGGUUGAACUCUUGUUUCUUUAGUUCAUUUCAUUCAAAUCAUCAAAUGUGCAGUUCUUGUUACGAACUGCCUCAGUUGCAGACAAAUUAACCCAAUUUCAACGUUAUUAUUCGUUAUUCGCUCUUUCAGAACUCUCGCAUCUCUAAGCGGUUCGGUCCAC